Molecule: messenger RNA, 2097 nt
Organism: Yarrowia lipolytica CLIB122
Lineage: Eukaryota; Fungi; Ascomycota; Dipodascomycetes; Dipodascales
Source: RefSeq, a predicted model, not a curated record
AUGUUCACGUCCAUCCCCAUCAUCGACCUGUCAGAGGACACCCCAACCAUCCUCGCUAAACUGCGACCAGCUCUUUUCAACGUGGGUUUCUGCUACAUCAAAAACUAUGGAGUGGACCCUGGUCUCAUCCAACGAGUGACCGAGCUCGGGAAACAACUCUUUGAUCUUCCCCAAACCGAGAAACAACGUAUCGACAUGUCCAACUCGCCCCAUUUCCUCGGAUACUCGCGUCUCGGAGACGAAAUCACCAAAAACCAGACAGACUGGCGCGAACAAAUGGAUCUGGCCACCGAACUGCCUGCCCCCAAGGACGACGAACCGCUCUACAGACGCCUGCGAGGCCCCAACCAAUGGCCUGAUGAAAAGCUCAUUCCUGGCUUCAGACAGGCCUUUGAGGCGUACAUUGAACAAAUGGGCCCCGUGUCGAUCCACUUUGUGUCUCUGAUUGCACAAGCUCUGGGUUUGGAGGCGGAUGCCUUCGCGCACCUGUUUGAGCAACACCAGCAGCACAAGCUCAAGGUGGUGCGGUAUCCCGAUGUGGACGAGGUCAAGGUGAAGGUUGAGGGAGAGACAAAGGUCAAGGGAGGUGUCAAGAAAGAAGAUCCAGUUGAUAUUGAUGUCAAGCUGGAGCCUCAGGAGUCCUCCCUACAUGCAGACGAGACUAAGGUGAAACUGGAGGAUGAGCCUGUUGAGAUCAAACAAGAUGAUGAUUCCAUCGAACGAAAGGCAUCCGUCAAGCAGGAGUGCCAUGCCGAACGCUCCAUCUACACUCAAGGAGUGGGGCCUCACAAGGACUCGGAACUGACAUCUUACCUGCUGCAAUGCACUCCACAUAGAGGUCUCCAGGUGCUCAAUUCCAACAACGAAUGGAUCGAUGUGCCACCGAUUGAAGGCACCUUGGUGGUGGCUAUGGGUCAAGCCAUGGAGGCUCUGACUCGGGGAUACUGUGUGAGCACCACUCAUCGAGUUCUAGCGCCCGAGGCUGGGUCUGGUUCCCGAUUCUCAAUUCCCUUCUUCCAGGGAAUUUCCUAUGAUGCCAACUUCCGAGACUUCAAACUGCCUUCUGAGGUAGAAGAGAGUCUCAAGAAGAACAAGGUGGUGACUGAAGACACGGGUCAGUACAGACACGACAUGUUCAGCAAUAUUGGAGAAGCCACGUUCAUGAACCGGAUCAGAAGUCAUCCUACAGUUGCCAAACGAUGGUAUAAAGACGUGAUUGAUGUCACCAAGCUGGACACCUUGCCCAGAGUGCUCAGCCGUCUCAGCCGCAUCUUCGCAGGAGCUGAGAAAACAAUGAUGUUCCACAACUCGCCUCUUCCUCUCAGUUUCGACGACUUUGCCAGAUCGGUUCUUGAGUACUCGCACGAGAAGGUGACUCGAGAUGAUCUUUCACAGCUCUUCGCUCUCUGGCCCAAUUUGUACAGAACCGAGGUUCGACGCGAUGGAAUGCUCAUGUUGUCUCUUGAGAAUAUCACCUCUGUGGCUCUUACGCAGACAAGAGACGCUCGUCAGAAGCAGUUUGACGACCUGUGUUGGAAAUGGCUCAGACAACAUCCGGUCACGUGGUCCAAAGGUCCAGAAAUUGAUCAGAAGAAGCAGUCAUCUUUUACGAAGAAGAGAGGCAUUUCUGAAACUGCAGAGUCGCUCAGAAAGACUCCGGUCACGAAGCAGCGCAUUUUCAAACUGGCUAAGCCCGAUACCAAGCUUGGAGGCACGGUGUUGGAGCGGAUCAAGGCCCGGAAAGCGGCUUCGGCGCAUCUUAACAAGAAGUCCGAACAGGAGGAGAAGUCUGAGUCCCAACAGCGGUUCCUCGACUCCAAUAUCCCACGAGUGGUAGAUGUGCUUGUGGGGGCUGGUAAGGGUAACAGUACAUCUAUUCCCAUGGAUAGGGCUAUUCGAAUGGUGAAUGACUCUGUGAGAAGGAACUUGUCGGAGAAGGAGGCAAGAGCCAUUCUGGUGAGAGUCAGCCAAGUUGUUCCCAGUUUCUGUAAGCUGGUAGAGGUAGGAGACCAGGCGGUGUUGAGACUUGGUAAGAAGACGAGAGGAGCGGUUCAGGCGGAGUUGAGGGAGUUUGAGGAGUCUGAACAUUCAAAGUAA